AUGAAAUAUUUGUAUAAGACUAUCUUUCUUUUACUUAUUAUUAUAAAUGGAAAAUCAUCAGAUGUAUUCAAAGUUCAAAAUAAGAGGAUUCAAGAAGAAGUUAUUGAAAAUAAAUGGGAACCAAUUAGAGUUUAGUAUUAGUUCGGAUAAGAAAAUUAUGAUGGUGAGCACAAAGAUUUCUUUUAAAAUUUAUUUUCAGUUACAACUACAUUUAUAACAAGAUACUUUUUAGUACAAAGAUCGAAUGAGAUGAUUACAUUUGACAUCCUUGAUACUCAAUAUUUUGAGGAAAGAAAUAUUUCAACUUAAUUUGUUAGCCAAAAGUUUGAUGCAGAUCUUGUAAACAUAAAAAUCAUAUAAUAUUUAGCUCAUUUUUGUUGUAUUAAUAACAGACUCAAACCAAAAAUUUAUUGCAAGUUCUACUUAUUUUAAAACUGAUCCAAAAACAAAAAGACCUACAGUAGGUUAUAUAACAUGGAAUACAUUUUUUACGAAUCUGACAAAUGUGACUAACUCAAAUUUCGAAUUAUAUACUCAACUUUUAAUUACAGUAUCUAUGUAUGUUAUGGGUUUCCAUUUUUAAUCAUUUAUUAAUUAUUUCGAUAGUUCAACUAAUAAAUCAUAUCCUGAAGUACUUAUGACUCAGGAUGGAAAUAGUUAUUUAUCUACUCCUAGAUUAACAAAAAAAAUGAAACUGCAUUUUAAUUGCAGUUCUAUUAAUGGAGCAUAGUUAGAAAAUGAAGGAGGACCUAAUUAUGAAUUAUUUCAUUUAGAAAGAAGCUUAUUUUAUAAUGAAAUUUUAACAAGUUCACUUAUGGAAGGAAAUGCUAUUAUAUCUGACUUUACUUUUUCACUAUUUUAAGAUACAGGGUAAUUGUUUAUUCAAUAUAUAGUUUUUAUAAUUUAAUGGAAUAUUCACCAGAUAAUGUACUCUGGGGAAAAAAUAAAGGAUGCGAUUUUUUUACUAAAAAAUGUGAAGGGGAAUUUGAUGAAUUUUGUAAAGUAGAAAAAUAAUAGGGAUGCUCAUUUUUAAAUAAUGGAUAAUCAGAAUGUCAAUCAGACAAUUAUAGUAGUUAAUGCUAAUAUUUUAAAAUCAAAGAGGGUUUUGAUUGUAAAGAUAAAUCAUCUACUGUAAGUGAUUAAAAUUUAGAAACAUUUUAAUAUUUUGGACAUGAUAGCAUGUGUAUUCAAGGAUCAUUAAGUAAAUCUGAAAGUGCUGCAGAUUUAUAAUAAUUUAGUUGUUAUCAAUAUUCAUGUGAUUCAAAUUCUCAAUUAGUGUUAAUUAUAGAUUAAAAAGAAUAUUAAUGUUUAUCAAAAGCUGAAAUAUAAAAUAAAGAAUAUUCUGGAAAGCUUAUAUGUCCCAAAGACCCUGAAGAAUUUUGUAAAUCCCAAAAUGAAUGCUAAGAUUAAUGUAAUUAAAAUGGAUAUUGUUUAAAUAAAUUAGUAAAUACUUUAUAUUAAAUUUUAUAGUGCAUAUGCAAAUAAGGAUAUUCAGGUUCUAGUUGUUAAGAUAAUUGUUCAAAUUUUAGAUACAAAACAGAAUGUUUUGAAAUUUGUCCUAAAGAUACCUAUACAAUUGAGUCUAUUAAAUAUUGUGUUGGUUGUCCAGGAGUAAUUAUUCAAUCAUUUUUAUAUAGAAUUGUUAAGCUUGUUAAAGUUAUAAUAAAUGUACAAUUUGUCGUUCAGGAUACAAAUUAAAUUCAAUAGGAUUUUGUGAUAUCAUAUAUAAUGAUUCUGAUUCAGAGGAAUAAGAUGAAGGUUCAGAAAACCCAGUGACAUAAAAUGAUGAAUAAUACCUAGAAUUAAAUUUCGAUUAUGAAUAUGAAAAUGGGUAUAUCUUAGGAGCAACAAUCAUCUAUUUGAUAUUAUUAUGA
Molecule: messenger RNA, 1874 nt
Organism: Paramecium pentaurelia
Lineage: Eukaryota; Ciliophora; Oligohymenophorea; Peniculida; Parameciidae
Source: the annotation of a GenBank genome assembly